This is a messenger RNA of Fimicolochytrium jonesii, 1348 nucleotides long. RefSeq lists its product as uncharacterized. The coding region runs from base 170 to 1177 and encodes 335 amino acids. The transcript is spliced from 8 exons. NCBI's taxonomy places the organism in Eukaryota, Fungi, Chytridiomycota, Chytridiomycetes, Spizellomycetales, Powellomycetaceae. The record is from RefSeq and is a predicted model, not a curated record.
CCCACACCAGCACAGUCAACGGCUAUGGACGACUCAGGGCGAGAAGCAGCGACCACCGCCUUGGUGGGGUUAAUCGGGACAUUUCUAGGCUCUAUAGGCAGGGUUGUCAAUCACCCUCCGCGACGGCACGAAAGGGCCAUCAACAACAAGUGCGGCGACUGAGUCUGCAAUGACGUCCUUCUUGCAGGGUGUCCUAGACAGCGACAAUUUGAAACCUUUCUUUCAGAACCUGUCCACUCUGGGGAAGGACGUUUCACCGCCGUCCCCAACGCGGUUUCUCACGCCUUCCAGCCUGAAAAGGAAGUUAGCGGAGGCAGGUCAUCCGGAGGGGCCUGAGCCGGAAAAGUUUCGUAGGGUAGAUCCUCUCUCCAUACUCAUCAAGGAUGACAAAGCGGAGAUGAACCGUAAGAUCGAAACCUUCAUCAACAACAAGCGAGCGCAAAUAGAUGCCAGCAAUCAACGAGAGUUUCUACAGCGCGAGAAUCCGGAAGAUGCAAACUCAAGCGCACGAACGGACGCCGCUCAACUCAAUCGAACUGUUCAAAUGAAGUUAGAUGUGGUUCACAAUCAAUCUGGUCCACUUGAGAGGUCUACGCAUCGAAAUCAUCCUGUGGGCGGAGGAACAACCGAAAGCCAAUCCUCAGUACCAUUGCAGGGGCUGAAGGAGAGAAUCCGAAAUGUGCAGGAGCAUUUGAACGUCACAUUUUUAUCUUCAACACCACUGGAUCCCUUUACAAGGAUAAAAGCUCUGGAGGACAAGAUCAUAGACCUUGAGACGAACUUCCCCGCUUGGUCUGCCUUCCACUUCAAUCAGCCAAAUUCAGAGUCGAAAGAUGAUGUCCUCCGCAACCCACCACCAGAAACCGUCAUUACGCGCACAUCAGCAGGCGCUCUGCACACAUCCGUCGUACCUUCUUUCCAAACAUUCACAAACGAUCGGACACCGGCGCCAAGUCGACCAUCGAAUCCAGUUACGUUCCCUGGCAGAACCCCCGUCUCUAUAAGUUCUGCUGCUGCUCCAGUCCACAGCACUGUGUCAAGUCCUGGCACCGUUAGUCGUGCUGAAUCGGAGGGCGCACAGCCUACUGCUCAGGAGAAAGCAAAUUUGGACUCAAUUGCGCAGCGGAUAGAGGCGUUAAAACACUCGCUGUUGCGGCAGCAGCAGACCGGCGCAUAGCGAGGUGGAUGCUCAAACCUCCCUCGUUCGAUGACGUAUCCGUUGUGAUUCUCAGCCGCGGAGCGUUCAGCAGCUUAAGCUCAAAACCAGUCCAUUCUACGACCAUCCGCUCAAAACCAGGCCCGGCACUGAGAAAUGGCUCCCGCAAACUACAUAUUAUAUAGGGUAGAU